AGCCGGUCCCCGCGGAGGGAGCGACCGCCGCGUCCCUCCCGCGCCCCGUGUUCCCAGGGUCCCAGGCCGUGGCCCCUGGAGCCGGCCGCGCCUCGGGCUUCCCGGCGGCCGGGUUGUAAACAUUUCCGGCCCCUCCCACCGCGCGCCGCCUCCCUGGCGGCCUGCACGCAGCUCGGGCCGGGUGGGCUGCGCGUCUCGGCCGUGCCCCGACGUGCGCUUGGACCAUCACAGGGAGAUCUCUGCCACUGGGGGCUGAGGGACCCCCAGCCUUCCUGCAGGCUGAAGCUGCAGGGUCCUGCUGCACCAGCCAGAUGUCUUCCCACAAAGGAUCCGCGGCGGCGCAAGGCAAUGGGGCGCCUGCCGCUAACAGGGAAGCCGACUCAGUGGAACUGACCGAACUGGGACCCCUGCUGGAGGAGAAGGGCAAGCGGGCGAUCACCAGCCCCACAAAAGCUGAAGAGGAGCAAACAUGCCCUGUGCCCCAGGAAGAGGAAGAGGAGGUGCGGGUGCUCACCCUCCCCCUGCAGGCCCACCACGCCAUGGAGAAGAUGGAAGAGUUUGUGUACAAGGUCUGGGAGGGACGUUGGAGGGUCAUCCCCUAUGAUGUGCUGCCUGACUGGCUCAAGGACAAUGACUACUUGCUUCACGGGCACAGACCACCCAUGCCCUCCUUUCGGGCCUGCUUCAAGAGCAUCUUCCGCAUCCACACGGAAACUGGCAAUAUCUGGACCCAUCUGCUUGGUUUUGUGCUGUUUCUCUUUUUGGGAAUCUUGACCAUGCUCAGACCAAAUAUGUACUUCAUGGCCCCUCUCCAGGAGAAGGUGGUGUUUGGGAUGUUCUUUUUGGGUGCAGUGCUGUGCCUCAGUUUCUCCUGGCUCUUCCACACCGUCUAUUGUCAUUCAGAGAAAGUCUCUCGGACUUUUUCCAAACUGGACUAUUCAGGGAUUGCUCUACUGAUUAUGGGGAGCUUUGUCCCCUGGCUCUAUUACUCCUUCUACUGCUCCCCACAGCCACGGCUCAUCUACCUCUCCAUCGUCUGUGUUCUGGGCAUUUCUGCCAUCAUCGUGGCACAGUGGGACCGUUUUGCCACCCCUAAGCACCGGCAGACAAGAGCAGGUGUGUUCCUGGGACUCGGCUUAAGUGGCGUCGUGCCCACCAUGCACUUUACUAUUGCCGAGGGCUUCGUCAAGGCCACCACGGUGGGCCAGAUGGGCUGGUUCUUCCUCAUGGCUGUCAUGUACAUCACCGGAGCUGGCCUUUAUGCUGCUCGCAUUCCUGAGCGCUUCUUUCCUGGAAAAUUUGACAUUUGGUUCCAGUCUCACCAGAUUUUCCAUGUCCUGGUGGUGGCAGCAGCCUUCGUUCACUUCUAUGGGGUCUCCAACCUUCAGGAAUUCCGUUACGGCCUCGAAGGUGGCUGUACUGACGACUCCCUCCUCUGAGCCUUCCCACCUGAGGGUGGAGGAGGAACUUCCCAAGUGCUUUUAAAAAUAACUUCUUUGCUGAAGUGAGAGCAAGAAUCUGAGUUGUCUGUUUCUAGAAGAAACCUCUUAGAGAAUUCAGUAUCAACCAAGCUUCAGCUCACCUUCACACCUACUGGAGAUAAACUUCCACUUCCUUCCUGCCCGCUGGGGAGGGUGGGGAUGGGCACAGCUUCCCACCACCCUCCCCGGCCUGGCAACUACUGGCCCCUCAGAGAGACUGUACUUUGAAGCUCAUGUUGAGAUUUUAUCCCCUCCUCUGAUCAUUUUUGGAAAAAAAAAUUAAAAACUGGGACUCUUCAUAAUUUUUUUUUCCUGGAAGAAAACGUCGUCCAGUACCCCUGUCCUUACUUUGUAAUCUGGAUUGUAACAGGCCACCAUUUUGUAGCACACUUUUCAAAAACAAGUAGAACCUGGGUCCAUCUUUCUCGGGCCCAGAUCUGCUCACACAGCAGGAAGAGCAAAGCCACCAACUUUGACCCAACCUGGCUAAUCAAGGAGGUGCAUCCAGGCUCCAGAUAACUUGAGUUUUAAUGUUUUGUUUCUUGGCAGAGUAAUGUAAGAUUAAAAUGGGGAAAGAUAUUUAAUAUUUAAUACUAAGCUUUAAAAAGAAACCUAUCAUUGCUAUGUAUCUCGAUGCAAAGAGUAUGAUGAUAAUAAAACAAAAGUACA
Messenger RNA from Ochotona curzoniae (black-lipped pika), 2150 nucleotides. It is a transcript of the gene ADIPOR1, whose product is annotated as adiponectin receptor 1. The transcript has 8 exons. Bases 312 to 1439 code for a protein of 375 amino acids. The record is from RefSeq and is a predicted model, not a curated record. Gene Ontology annotation, molecular function: signaling receptor activity. Gene Ontology annotation, biological process: adiponectin-activated signaling pathway. Gene Ontology annotation, cellular component: plasma membrane. NCBI's taxonomy places the organism in Eukaryota, Metazoa, Chordata, Mammalia, Lagomorpha, Ochotonidae.